Pichia kudriavzevii is the source of this 2541-nucleotide messenger RNA. RefSeq lists its product as uncharacterized. Gene Ontology annotation, cellular component: cytoplasm. The record is from RefSeq and is a predicted model, not a curated record. Lineage: Eukaryota; Fungi; Ascomycota; Pichiomycetes; Pichiales; Pichiaceae. Gene Ontology annotation, molecular function: mRNA binding. The transcript has a single exon. Bases 1 to 2541 code for a protein of 846 amino acids. Gene Ontology annotation, biological process: post-transcriptional regulation of gene expression.
AUGUCCGAUCAAACAACUAUCUCUUCAUUUGAAGAUUCUUUAUCCCAAAUUAAUGUCAAUGCAAAUUUAACAACUAAUACCACUCCUCCCAUUGGUGAUUACCAUGGGAACAAUUCCUCUGUUGGAAACACCACAAGCAGGCAAUCCAAUUCAACUUCAAGUAUUGUUGCCCCAAGCUCAAGUUCAAUUCCAGUCACUGAUGUUAAUUUCAACACAUUGCCUAACGUUUUGAGUUCUCUCAAUUUGGACGAAAAUACUAUUUUCAAAAAUGCUACGGCCCCUACUACUGCUACUGCUACCUCUACUAAUACUAAUACUACCAAUACUCCCCCAAUUAAUUGGACAUCGAAUCCAACUAAUCCAUCCUCGAAUUCCUACAACGGCUUCUCUGUUAUGCAAGAUUUACCUGUUAAUGUUGGCCAUAUUUCGUCCACAUCUAAACACCAACAUACUGCAUCAUCCGCUUCAGGUAACUCGUCAUUGAAGGAUGAAAAUUAUGACUCUUCGUUUAAUAAUGGUAAUACAAGCGCAAUGAGAAUUGCUGAUGAAAAUAAUGCAAAUAGAAAUUCAUUCAUUUUACCUGACUCCUAUUUGUUUGAACAACCAAUUACAAAUACUCCAAACUCCUCGGUUUUAUCACCAAAUAAGACCAGAACUGCCACUUUUACCACGCCUGUCCUAGGUGAGACCUCUAGAAGAUUGAAUUAUAAUCUUGCAUCGCCAAACAAUCAAGGAAUCAACCAGUUAAACGCCCAAUCGAUGGGCAAUGAAGCUCUGGGUAUGGGUAUUGCACCAGGAAUCUUGAACCCUAAUGACCCUUCAUCGAUAUUCAGUAAUUGUAUGCCGAAUCAGUUUGGGUUUCCAAAUAAUACUUCUACUCCUCCGUUGAAUGGAUUACCAACCGGAUUAAUGAAUCCAAAUCAGCCUGCUUUGAAUUUAUUUAACGCUGGAUUCCCUCAACAAGUUAUCAAUAAUGGCUAUCCACAGCACAUCUUACAACAGAAUUAUUCGUUUGAAAAUGGUACUAAUCCAAACAUUAUCAGACCAAGUGGCAUUGAACCUAACUUUAGUGGUACCACUCCAAACAAUGGUGCAGCCAACACUAAGGGUAACAACGUUAACAACAACAACAGCAGCAACAACAACAACAACAACGGUAAUUUAUUAUCACAUCGCAGUAACCUGGGCAUAAACUCUACUGCUAAUGUCCAUAGAAAGCAUUCAUCCAAUAACAAAAGAGGUGAGGAUGCCGCUAGGUUUGUCAACGCAACUUUAAAUGAUUUUAUCAAUGAAAUAUAUUACUUGUGUAAGGAUCAGCACGGCUGCAGAUUUUUACAGAGACAGCUGGAAUUAAACAGCGAACUUGCAGCCACCAAGAUAUUCAAUGAAAUUCAACUGAAUGUUAUUGAACUAAUGAUUGAUCCAUUUGGUAAUUAUUUAAUUCAAAAGUUGCUUGAGAGAGUUGAUGAGAGUCAAAGAACUACAUUGGUUAGAAAUGCGUCGAGCCAGUUUGUUAGAAUCGCAUUAGACCCGCAUGGUACCAGAGCAUUACAGAAAUUAGUCGAGUGUAUCUCGACCGAAACUGAAUAUAAAAUUAUCAUUAACUCUUUGUCUUCCUAUGUUGUUUUAUUGUCAAGGGAUUUGAAUGGUAAUCAUGUUAUCCAAAAAUGUUUACAAAAACUUCCUCCAAAUUAUUGUGAUUUUAUAUUCGAAGCUGCAUGUGAGAAUUGUGUUAAAAUUGCCAAACAUAGACAUGGAUGCUGUGUUUUACAAAGAUGUUUUGACCACGGAACUCCUAAACAAUGUGAACAACUAUCAUUGAAAGUUGGUGAAAAUGCUGUCGAAUUGAGUAUCGAUCCUUAUGGUAAUUAUGUUGUUCAGUAUGUUUUAAGUAUGGAAGAAAACAGAUUAAGACUUCAGAACGACCCUUCAUCAGCCACUAAAAUCCCAGACACUUCAAAGUCGAUUGACUUGAUUAUUUCUUCUUUAGCUAACAACUUGACUAAACUCUCUACUCAUAAAUUUGGAUCCAAUGUUAUUGAAAAAUCAUUGAGAAUACCAACUUUGUCUCCAAUCUUAAUUAAACAGCUUCUAAGUCACCCAGAAAGUUUGAAGUUAUUAUUACAUGAUGCAUAUGGUAAUUAUGUCUUACAAACUUCUCUGGAUGUUGCAGAUGAUUCGAGCUUCAAAGAAUUGAGUGAGCAACUGAAACCAUAUUUGAGUGAUGUAAGAAAUACUCCUCAUGGUAGAAGGAUUUUAUCAAAACUAAUCAGUAGAGGUGGUAAUGCAGCUAUUCUGAAUGCUAAUUUGGGGGAAAAUUUUAGCUUAGAGAGUUUAGAACAGCCUAACAACCACAACAAUGGACAUCGUCGCCAUCAUAACAACAAUAAUAACCAUUACUAUCACCAUAACCACAAUAACAAUAACAAUAACUAUAGCCACAGUCAAAAUCAAAAUCAUCAUCAUCACAAUAAUAAUAAUACUGGCAAUUAUAACUUAGGAUAUAACUCAGGUUCAGGUUAUAACAACAAGUCAUGGUAA